AUGCAUGCCGUAGGAACAAGCGCGCUCGAUGUUUACGCGCCGCUGCCGCCUGUCAUUCCAGCGGAUAAUCUUGCCGAAAGAAGGAUACCCGCCAGCAACCGUGGCCGCGGUGGCGGUCGUGGCCGCGGUGUGAAGUCUGCGCCAGCAUCCCGCAAAACGAACUCUAGGCGCGACCCGCCAGAGGGUCCAGAAGAAAACCCAUCAUUAUCCACCCGAGCUGGCAAACAACCCGUUCCUCAGAACGACGACAGUUUUGACUCUCCGUUCACGAACAACGUCGAGCGCGCCGACCCUCAACCUAGCAUCCUCCCGCCUGUUGGACAAACACAACCUCAGCCGAGCAGAGCAAAUGAACGCCGACCGGGCCGAAAGUUCAUUACUCGUCCGAUGUCCAAGUCUGCUUCUCCCGCGCCAUCUCUCGUUCGGCCAGCUCCGUUCCCAAUGAGUCUGUCCGUUAACGUCCCAGACAACCUGCAGCCUCGUCCUCGACCCCGCCCUCUGUUCGCGAGUUCGGCUGUGCCGUCAGUGCCUAUGGCGGAGCCCACCAAAACGGACCUUGGUCGCAAACGCGCUGCCUCGCCUGAUCGGGAGAUUGAAGUACCUCCGAAGCGUAUCCGCAUGCCUACUAUCGCAGAGGAAGCCCGUCGGGCAGCACCUUCCAGACUGGGCCAGCCUCCCGCAUCGUCUCACACUCAGCAGGAAGCUCCAUCUGUCUCCUCAAGUCAACAGCCGUCUCAGCCCCCGCUCUCGGUCAAGCAGGAAGAGGGCGACAUCAAGAUCCUGGAUGUAGAUGGCACCGAGCUCGUGGCCCAGGUCGACCCGCACAGUCAGGUUACGAUACAGAAGAUCGCCCAUCUCAAAAUCCGACUGAUGGAAAUCCUGGGUAUGCCGUCAUACGAUAAGAUCUUCAGCACAUUGAAUGCAUUCGAGCGCGAUAUCAUGAAUCCGCAAACGCAGGCUUAG
Dacryopinax primogenitus is the source of this 963-nucleotide messenger RNA. RefSeq lists its product as uncharacterized. The record is from RefSeq and is a predicted model, not a curated record. The coding region runs from base 1 to 963 and encodes 320 amino acids. NCBI's taxonomy places the organism in Eukaryota, Fungi, Basidiomycota, Dacrymycetes, Dacrymycetales, Dacrymycetaceae. The transcript has 2 exons.